AUGCAGAGGUGGAAAAGUCAAUGCGAACUACCUCAAGCAAUUCACUGAAUACUGUGUCGAAAUCAUUGGCGAUCUCGUAAUCCAAGGACUAACAAAGCGUCCAAACGGGGUUGAAAAACUCAAGAAAGUCACAAAAAUAAAUGGACGUCUGGUAGUGAAGAGCAACACUGCUAUUAAAGACCUGUCAUUCCUUUCAGGCCUUCAGGAAAUCAAGAAUCCCUCUAGUGCACAACCCAGCUUGGAAGUUGCCGACAACGCCAACUUUGCUCUGAAAGGAUUGACGGCAAUCAAAAAAAUUCAGGCAACGUUUAUGUCAAGACUGAGAGAGCAUCAGACGUACAAGCGGAUGCAUGAAUUAGACAAGACACAGACAAUCACAGAGAAUCUCUUAACUACCACUGAGUCCGAGAUAACCUAUCCUAAACCAGAUUUCAAGCAGAAUCCCGAUGUAGCAAAGAGUGGUGGAAAAGCUGGAAGUGGUUUCAAUGCUACACCUUGGAUAGCUUUGGGAAUCGCACUGCUCAUCAUACUGAUUGCCGCUAUCGUAGUUGGAAUAAUAUAUUACAAAAGGAAUAUCGCAAAUGCAGCAUAG
Molecule: messenger RNA, 592 nt
Organism: Cooperia oncophora
Lineage: Eukaryota; Metazoa; Nematoda; Chromadorea; Rhabditida; Trichostrongylidae
Source: the annotation of a GenBank genome assembly